Chlorella variabilis is the source of this 1020-nucleotide messenger RNA. RefSeq lists its product as hypothetical. NCBI's taxonomy places the organism in Eukaryota, Viridiplantae, Chlorophyta, Trebouxiophyceae, Chlorellales, Chlorellaceae. Bases 1 to 1020 code for a protein of 339 amino acids. The record is from RefSeq and is a predicted model, not a curated record. The transcript is spliced from 4 exons.
AUGACCGUCCGCAGCCUGCCGCCGGCAGCCCAGCUGUGCGGCGCGUAUGAGGUGCGCAGCCUGCAGCUGGGCGACGGCCGCAGCCUGGCGUACGCCGCCAUGGGCCCUCCCCUGGCCCAGGCCAAGCUGGUGUGCCUGUACCACCACGGCGUGCCCGCCAGCCUGGUGGAGGCGGAGCCGCUGGCGGCAGCCGGCGCCGGCCUGGGCGUGGCGGUGGUCGCCUUUGAUCGCCCCGGCAUGGGCGGCUCCACCGUCGACCCAGCCAUGAGCGUGGCCUCGGUGGUGGCCGACGCGGCGGCGCUGCUGGACCACCUGCAGCUGGCGGCGGCGGUGCAGGUGGGUGAGUCGGGCGGCGCGCCGUACGCCGCCGCCUUUGCCGCGCUGCGCCCCGAGCGCACGGCGCAGCUGCUGCUGCUGGCGGGGCUGGCGGCCACGCACGGCAGGCAGCACCGCCCGCUGCGCCGCUCGCUGUCGUCCAUGGACCGAUGGUGCAUGAGCCUGCGCGCCCUGGGAGCCUCCCACGUCAUCAACUCCCUGGUCAAGCUGGCCGCAAACAGGACGCCCAACAUGGUGAAGCGGGGCGCGGGCGGCACGCUGGGCCCCUGCGACGCCGCCUUUUUGCGCGGCAACGACGCCGCCAAGGACUGGCUGCUGCGCUUCACGCAGCGGGCCUACAUGAACGGCAUGCGCGGCGUGCUGCGCGACUAUCGCGUGCUGGCGGGAGACUGGGGCGUGGAUGUGGGCGCCGUGCAGGCCAGGACCGCCAUCUGGCAUGGCAGCGGCGACAGGAUUGUGCCCCCCCUGCACGCCGAGUAUUACGCUGACGCCAUCCCCGGCAGCCAGCUGCGGCUGGUGGAGGGCGAGGGCCACGUCAGCCUGGUGGGGCUCCACGGCGGCGAGAUCCUGGGCGAUGUGCUGCGCUGGGCUGAGGCCCGGGGCCAGCCUUCAGCCGAGGUGGUGGAGGUGGCGGCGGAGCCCGUGGCGCAGCCGGUGUUGCGAGCGAUAGAGGUGUGUGCCUAG